This is a messenger RNA of Anthonomus grandis grandis, 929 nucleotides long. Its product is annotated as SRR1-like protein. The transcript is spliced from 2 exons. Gene Ontology annotation, biological process: microtubule-based process. Gene Ontology annotation, cellular component: cytoplasm; nucleus. Lineage: Eukaryota; Metazoa; Arthropoda; Insecta; Coleoptera; Curculionidae. Bases 102 to 917 code for a protein of 271 amino acids. The record is from RefSeq and is a predicted model, not a curated record.
UCCAAAUAUCCUAUUAAACCAAACUUAAUUUAGGGAAAUGUUAUGUACAUCAUGUUGGCAACACCACCCCAGGGUUUUGUUUACUUUUCAAUUUCAAACAAAUGGAUCCUAACCUACAAAAUGGGGAAUUUAAAAAAGUGUCUUAUAAAAAAAGGGGAAAACCCUCAAAUUCUGUUAUUAAGGGCCUAAACCAGUUAUUAGAAAUAAUAGAUGAAUCCUUCAAUCUCGAUUUAAAUAUACGGCGCAUAAAAGAAGCCAAAGAAGAGCUUCAUUCGGCAGACCUUUAUCAGUCAGUUACAGCCCUUUUGAAGGAGGGUAUAGGACACUUAAACAACCCAAAAAUUUCAAAAAUCAUCAGUCUUGGCUUAGGGAGAAUUCACGAUUCAACUAUCGCAAGGUACCAAUUUGCUUUACUUCUAUGCCUGCGAGACUUAACUGAUGCAGAUAUAGUUGCCUCCGAUCCAGUAUUUAAUAAGCACGACAUUUCAAUUUUGGAAUAUUUCGAUGUUGUUGUUGAUAAAAACAAUCAGGAAGGUAAAUAUUGUGUUAAAGAGGAAGUGGUGCUUUUUUACUUACCUCACUGCCCCAAACAGUUGACCAACAAUUUACUUUGGAGCAACUGGGGGCUUCACCUUAGUAAUUGUAUAAUCAUUUGCAAUAGUAUUAAUAAAAUCGUCGAGGAUAAUACUAAAAAGGACUUGACUAGGUGUGCAUACUUUUUAAAUCAAAUUUGUCCAUAUGUGUGCGAGUUAGGGGUGGUAAACAGCUUUAGACUGUUUGAGGUUUUUAACGAUACGUCUAUACAUGUUUUUCCUAUUGAUAAACUGAAACUUUUGGGAGUGGAUUUUUGGAAUGUUUUUGCCGAACCUGUGUAUAGUGAUAAUGAUAUAGAGUUUGUAAAAGGGGCUAAUAAAUAGGGUAUUUUUUUA